GAAGAAAGGGAAUAAAUCAUCCGACGCGAACCCGCCUUUCUUCCCGAUCUCGAUUUUCAUCGCGGAAUGGGGCGAGAUCUGUCGCUCUAGUUUCGUCGCCCGGGGGCGCCUCUUCCGAUUCCGCUCGUGGUUUUUCCUCUAAAUUCGUUCUUCCCUCCCCGUCUUCCUCGAGCUUUUCCAAGGUUCUUGUUUCGAAGCUUUCGCUUUUAUGGCUGCAUUCAAACGCGUGCUUCGACUGGGGAUCAAGCCGGAGAAUUGUCUGAGGAGCUUCCGCGCUUUGACCGCGUACUCGACCUCGAGCUCGCCGUCGUCUGCGCCGAUCCAUAGGUUUGAUCACAGACAGUUUUCUCAGCUCGUGAAGUCGAAUGGGACUCGCGCGUGUCUCGUGGACACGUUGGCCCUGGUUAGGAGCUUAGAAGCACAGGACGUGCCGUCCAAGCAAGCUGAGGCGAUUACAUCUGCGAUUAUUGAAGUUUUGAAUGAUAGUUUGGAGAACGUGGCUCAUUCUUUCGUGUCCAAAGUAGAAAUGCAAAAAACUGAAAUUCUUCAAGAAUCUAACCUUUCAAAGUUCAAAUCUGAAGUACAGAGUUCGCAGGAACAUCAUUUAUCUAUGUUGCAACGUGAGACUGAAAAACUUCGGGGUGAUAUAGAUAAGACGCGUAGUGAAUUGAAGUAUGAGAUAGACAAAGUUACUGCUGGGCAAAGAUUGGAUUUAAAUCUUGAAAGAGGGCGGAUACGUGAUGAACUAGCCAACCAAAAUGCUGAAACCACCAAUCUCACAAACAAACUUGAUCGGGAAAUCCAUGCCUUGAGAGCUCAAUUGGAAGCAGCAAAAUACGACGUGAUUAAAUACUGCAUUGGUACUCUUGUCUCCAUAUCUGCCGUUGGUCUGGCUGUUCUUCGCAUUUUGAUGUAGGGGAUAUAUAACCCGACAAGACUUAAUUUGUGAUUCUUCACACAAAUUUGGAUGCCGAGGAUUUGGAAAGAUCCAAUUUUAGAGGGUCAACAUGUCCAAAAGGCAACUGGUUGGCUGGAACUAUGCUCAUGAUUUUCUUGGGAUUUGUUCAAUGAAUUGCUUUCAAAUUUGUAUUGUAGUUCUCAGCAAAAAGUUGAUCGAUAUUUGCACGUCAUGUUUCUUUGUUAUACUGGCAGUUGAAAGUAUUGUACA
Messenger RNA from Rhodamnia argentea, 1168 nucleotides. RefSeq names its product protein FMP32, mitochondrial. The record is from RefSeq and is a predicted model, not a curated record. Gene Ontology annotation, cellular component: mitochondrion. Lineage: Eukaryota; Viridiplantae; Streptophyta; Magnoliopsida; Myrtales; Myrtaceae. Bases 209 to 916 code for a protein of 235 amino acids. The transcript is spliced from 7 exons.